This is a messenger RNA of Malurus melanocephalus (red-backed fairy wren), 2215 nucleotides long. RefSeq names its product gap junction protein alpha 9 (gene GJA9). The transcript has a single exon. Gene Ontology annotation, biological process: cell communication. NCBI's taxonomy places the organism in Eukaryota, Metazoa, Chordata, Aves, Passeriformes, Maluridae. Gene Ontology annotation, cellular component: connexin complex. The coding region runs from base 415 to 1944 and encodes 509 amino acids. The record is from RefSeq and is a predicted model, not a curated record.
CCGUACCUUGAUAAGUGUCCUAAAUAAAAAUGUACUGCUCUCACAUUGCUAUUGGAUGAUGGUUCAAAUGGAUCGCAUAAUGCUCUUAAAAUCCUGCUACAAGUCAGGCUCUCUAGUUUCCAGUGAUCUGAUGCAGACUGAGGGUGUUCAAUAUCUUGUAGUCAUGUGCCUAUUGGGGUGUUAAUAAUAAAGUAGACACAAGAAGCUGAUGCAGUUCUCCAUCUCACAGAUUAGAGAAMAUAACACCUAGAUUAUCAAUGAGCAGUUGGUCAUGUUGUCAUGGUUACAGUGUGAGAUGUGAUAGUCAUUCCCAGUGUUGUUUUUUUCACAAUGCAUUAAGUAAGGAAUGCAGCUUUUACAAUGUUUGAUACUUUUUUCUCUCAUAGAUUUUAGUGUUAAUAUGGCAAAAUAAGCAUGGGAGACUGGAAUUUCCUUGGAGGCAUUUUAGAGGAGGUCCACAUUCAUUCCACUAUUAUUGGAAAGAUAUGGCUAACGAUCCUCUUCAUAUUUCGAAUGCUUGUCCUUGGAGUGGCAACGGAGGAUGUUUGGAAUGAUGAACAAUCAGAAUUUAUAUGCAAUACCGAGCAGCCUGGUUGCAGAAAUGUGUGCUAUGAUGAGGCCUUUCCCAUCUCUCUCAUAAGAUACUGGGUCUUGCAAGUUAUAUUUGUAUCUUCCCCUUCCUUGGUAUAUAUGGGUCAUGCCUUAUACAGACUAAGAGCAUUGGAAAAAGARAGGCAAAAAAAGAAAGCUCAGGUAAGGGUGGAACUUGAAAGCACUGAAYUAGAAAUGACAGAAAACCGUAAAAGACUGGAGAGAGAACUCCGGCAAUUGGAUCAGAAGAAGCUAAACAAAGCACCGCURAGAGGUUCUUUGCUCUGCACUUAUGUGAUACAUAUUUUCACAAGAUCUGCAGUGGAAGUUGGCUUUAUGAUUGGGCAGUAUCUUCUUUAUGGCUUUCACUUAGAUCCCCUAUAUAAAUGUCAGAGAGACCCAUGUCCAAACACAGUUGACUGCUUUGUAUCUAGACCAACAGAAAAGACAGUGUUUAUAUUAUUUAUGCAAUCAAUAGCAACUGUAUCAUUGCUUUUAAAUAUUCUAGAAAUUAUCCAYUUAGGAUUCCGAAAAAUUAAAAUGGGACUCUGUGAGCAGAAUAAAAACAAGGAUUACUCUGACAGUUUCUACACAAACAAAUCUAAGAAAUACUCUGUGAUACAUCACUCUUCUUUYGGAAUAUCCACCACCCCUCAGAAAACUCUUCCUUGUGCACUUAGCAGUUAUACCUUUCUGAUGGAAAAGCAAACUGACACUAUGCUCUACCCAGUUUUAAAYUCUCCUUCUGUGUUUCAGUCUGCACCAAAUAACUGUACAGAAAACAGCAGCAAUUACACCCAUUGCAAUCAGGAAAAUAAAUCACCAAAGAGGCCAGCUACAAAUGCUUUAGACAAUCAGACUCAAAAUAGUAGCACAAAUAACAAUGAAGAAUUUCUUGGUGACCUUUGGACUGAAGAGCAUGAGGCACAGAAAGAAGCUGAAAAGAAACAUUUUCUUGUUGUUACUCAGAAUGCAGACACAACUUCAAACAUGUGCUUGACAAGCUUUGCUGAGAUGCCAUCUCAAACUUCAUUGCAACCUGAUACAACUUUUCCUAGCACCAGUUUUAGACAACAGGCAAUGGUUGAGAGCACAGGAGCAUCAACAAAUUCUCUUCCAAAGAACACUGACAGAAGACAAAGCAGUUUCAGUGUAAACAAAGCCCAAAUUCCUUGUAAUGCUGAUGUAAAAAAUUCCAGCCAACCAGACACUCCUGACUCUACAGGGCAGGAGAGCUCACAAUCAACACAAAGUAGAAACUGGAACAGUCCCAAGCUUUUCUCUCUGUCAAGGCAACAGUCACAGUCAAGUAAUGCCAGCAGUAGGCGUGCUCCCACUGAUCUUCAAAUAUAGCAUGAGUUAACCCAUCAGCUGCAGUAACCAAUGCUGGGAUAAUUCCUGAGCAGAGACAUAACCCAGACCGAUGUGUAAGUGUAGCUAAACCAUUCAACUUUAACCAGCUGUUUACACAGAUAGAAAAGUUGUGUAACCCAUCGAAUAGUAGCUCAGUAAUUUUAAACAGUCCUUUGCUUCCUUUGUAAUGAAAAAGUGGCAUAGACCUCAGUGUAUAAACUUCUACACUCCAGCUGAAAAGAAAAGCAUACAUCCUAUCAGUCCACAUUUU